AUGGACAGUUUUCGCCGUCUGCAAAAGGCAUACGCCUAUGACGACCCUCUGGCACAUGUCAGGGUUCCAUUGGUAGACGAAUAUCUGAUGCCAUUGGUCCACGGAAGGCUACAAAAUCAUAUUCACGAGCUGGUUUCCACCGUCAUCUUGUACCAGAUUGUUUUCGUGCUUGCCAGGCUAUAUCUGCGGUUUUUGAACCCAAGUUUGAAUAAGACGAUCUCGCCGAAGACGCGUGUCGACUUUUCGAUCCGCAUCGUAUCUAUGUUUCAGAGUAUCGUCAUUCUAUUAGCAAUUAUGCCCUUGUUCUGCAAUGAGCACCUCGCGCAGCAUCGCGUGUUUGCUGUGUCACCAUAUGCCGGAAUGGUUUCCGCUGCAGCCGCGGGGUACUUUGUAUGGGACUCGCUGAUCUCCCUCGCUUACGUUCGUCUCUUUGGAAUCGGAUAUCUCAUCCACGGAGUUGUUUCCUCGGCCAUGUUUUUAAUUGGAGCCUCUGGGUAUAUUCACUUCUACGCGCCACACUUCUUGCUGUUCGAACUGUCUACUCCUUUCCUCAAUGUGCGCUGGUUCGCUCUCAAGUUCCCCGAUAGGUUUGGACCUCGUAUUGCGCUCGUCAACAACGCUAUCCUGAUCCUGAUCUUCUUCUUUGUGCGGAUCGCUUGGGGCUGGUACUAUGCUGCACGUCUAGGUAUGGACUUUUAUUCAGUGAGAAACGACCCACGCUCGAACACUCUGUUUUCACUCACCAUCUUCUCGGGCAAUGUGGUGCUGGAUGUCCUCAAUGUCUAUUGGUUCAGCAAGAUGCUGACUGUGGCGAUAACCACACUGAAGAAGAUGUUCAAAAAGGAUGUUGACGAAACAAAGUUGAAGUUGAUUUGA
Messenger RNA from Kuraishia capsulata CBS 1993, 876 nucleotides. RefSeq lists its product as uncharacterized. NCBI's taxonomy places the organism in Eukaryota, Fungi, Ascomycota, Pichiomycetes, Pichiales, Pichiaceae. Gene Ontology annotation, cellular component: membrane; endoplasmic reticulum. Gene Ontology annotation, biological process: lipid homeostasis. The transcript has a single exon. Bases 1 to 876 code for a protein of 291 amino acids. The record is from RefSeq and is a predicted model, not a curated record.